Molecule: messenger RNA, 2103 nt
Organism: Mugil cephalus (flathead mullet)
Lineage: Eukaryota; Metazoa; Chordata; Actinopteri; Mugiliformes; Mugilidae
Product: CD151 antigen-like
Exons: 8
Coding region: 237-1007 (256 amino acids)
Cellular component (GO): membrane
Source: RefSeq, a predicted model, not a curated record
AGGACACAUGAAAACAUGCAAGGUGGCCCUGGGUGGAGUCAGCCUUCAGCAGCAGCUCCAGCCUCUCUCCCUCUCUCUCACACACACAGAGUCCUUGAGCUCGGUAUCUCCAUUGUCCUCCAGCUUUCCAGCUUCCGAGGAGGUUAUAUCCCAGCGAAGUGGCAUGAGAACAGGCGACGUUUAGCAACAUUAUCCUCCAAACGCAUUUCACGUCUUUUCCAGAAACCAGCGGCAGGAUGAAAGCCAAUAAAGGCACUAAGGAGAAAAGCGAAACAUGUGGAACCAUCUGCCUGAAGUAUCUCCUGUUCGCCUUCAACUUCCUGUUUUGGCUGGCAGGCGGCGGCGUGAUGGCGGUGGGUGUUUGGACCCUGGUCGAGAAGAGCGACUACAUCAGCCUUCUCCCCUCUAAGACCUACGCUGCCACCGCCUACAUACUGGUCCUGGCUGGAGCCAUCGUCAUGGUAACAGGCGUGCUGGGCUGCUGCGCCACCUUCAAGGAGCAGAAAAGGCUGCUGCGAGUGUACUUUGUCCUGCUGCUGUGUAUCUUCCUGUUGGAGAUCCUGGCCGGCGUCCUGGCUUAUAUCUACUACCAGCAGCUGAAUGAGGAGCUGAAGCAGAGCCUGAGAGAGACCAUGAUCAAUAAGUACCAACAGGCCGACAAUGAACACAUCACCGAGGCUGUGGACAAGCUGCAGCAGGAGUUCAAGUGCUGCGGGAGCAACAGCUCGUCCGACUGGGCCGAGAACGUCUGGAUUCGCUCCAAAGCAGCGAAUGGCAGGAAGGUUCCCGACAGCUGCUGCAAAACUCCGUCCGAUUCCUGCGGGACCAGAGACCACCCUUCUAACAUCUACAAGGUGGAGGGCGGCUGCAUCACUAAACUGGAGAAAUUCAUCCUGGACCAUCUGAAGAUUAUCGGAGCUGUGGGCGUCGGGAUCGCUUGUGUACAGGUCGUAGGGAUGGUGUUUACGUGCUGCCUGUACCGAAGUCUAAAGGCAGAGCCGUACUAAGAAGAGGAAGCAGAAGAAAAGUGUGUGGUUUGAAGGAGGUAACUUCAUCACCACAUGCCAAAAAAUCAAAUAACCCAUAGGUUCCUUCUUUUUUUUUUUUUUUUUUCCGCCAAAACUUGGCAAGAGAUCAAGGGUGGAAUAACACUACAGGAUUUCUGGAGGUAAUUAGGCAUUCAAGAUCACAGCUCUGAUGAGAAUUUACGCACCUUGAGUAAAUUUAGUGUGGGACGGCGGCCUCCACCGGGACUGAAGCCGCUGUAGUUUUCUUCCACCCUGCUUCCCUUCAUGUAUUUUUUAUACACCCGAGAGUGGCGUAAAAACCAGCGUAGUAAAAAAACGCUCCUUUUAGAGAAAAUCUAAAUCCUGAUCACCGCAGCUUCUCGGUUUCCGCACUAACGAGACGAUCAUGCCUUUCGUUUGAUAGUGGCCUUUUCAAACUUUUCGACUGUUAUUUUUUUUUUAAAGAUUUUGUACAUAAUUAUUUUCUAUGACUCUGGGGGCACUUUCUUAUGAGCUGUAGUUGUUUUUCCCCUUUAUCGCCUGACGUGUCUUCGGUGAUUUGCUUAAACACCUGUUAGGAACACGUUAACCUCCCGAGCGAAGGUUCACACGUUAGUGCCUUGCUCAACGGCCUUAGUGCGCCGCUGUUUUUAAUAAAUUCUGUGUGACCACUCUAAAGUGCAAAGGCUGGUGUUAAUGAAGUGGUUUUGUGUUAACGGUGCAUACGAGCAUUAGUGCCACUAAUACCGCUCAUGAGAGAGUGCCUCCUCUUUUUGAUUUUACCUUCUUCUUCUUCUUUUAUUUUUUAUACACUGAUGCCAAAGUUGUAAACUGUAACAAUGGACCUACUGUAUCUCCUCCAGUCUUACUCGCAUAUCUGCUGUAUGUUUUCUUAAAUGAAGUUUUUGUUUACUUUUCUAGACCAUGAAUAUAUUGUUAUUGUAUUUAACACAUACGUAGCGGAAAAUGAUAGGUCCUCGCUGUAAGUGAUCUCUGCCUGUGCGCCUAAGACACGACACUAAAUCAAUCUGCUGUAUUUCUGUCUUCGUGCUAAUCCAGGAAUUGUUGUCGUUUGAAUAAACACAGAUCAGCUCCA